AAGUACAGUACCAUGGCUCCCAAAGACAUCAUGAUCAACUCCCAUGCCAAAUCCAUCCUCAAUGCCAUGAAUGUACUUCGUAAGAGCAACACACUCUGUGACAUCACUUUGAGAGUGGAGAAUACUGACUUUCCUGUGCACCGCAUUGUCCUGGCAGCCUGCAGUGACUACUUCUGUGCCAUGUUCACCAGUGAGGUAACUAAGCACAAGACUGGAGAUAAUGUAGAGGUGAUUCCUCACAAAACCAGGCCAAAAAAAGGUUUUCAGGAAAUCUAAUCCUAAGAAGGGUCCUUUGGAAGAAGGAUUGUUGACAUUUGUGCUUAAUUAUUUCUCUAUUAUGCUUUUACAUACAAAUAUAUGUCAACAAUCCUUCCUCCAAAGGACCAUUCUACCAUUCUAUGGAUUAAAGUUAAUGAAAAUCCCCCAAAUCAUGGUAUUUUUUUGUUCCAGUGUCAUCAGCAUGAAUAACUUUCUAAAUACUUUUGCUGGUGGUUCUCUUUGUAUGCAGAAUGAGACAGGGAAUAAUUGUUUGACUGAUUCCGAGGUUGACAAUGCCCAAAAUACUUUCUACAUAACCCAGAUAAGAUUUGUGUAGGCUGAAAUUAAACUGAUAUUCAUUUCCUUAAGCAAUAUGUAUUUCAGUGUCUAUCGAAACUGCCAUCUGGUUAUUAAUUCAAUAAAAACUUGAACUAAAUUGCAUGGAUCAUAUUCUCAACCACGAAAAAGCCAUGAAAGUGCAUAGCAGAAAGUCCAAUCCUAAUUAUUUCUCUGCAGCUCAGUUGACCUAGUUUGUCUUUCCUUUAACAUUUUUAGCUCUCUAAGAAUCACCAGGUGAGCAUUGCUCUUUUACUAUCAAAGCUGACUAUAAUCCACAGCUGCCUACACAUGUAUGACAAAUAGUAAACCAUUUGUAUUCAUUUUUUGCAAGGAGUUGUGAUCUAUUCCCCUUUAGUCUCUUCUCACAGCCAGAAGUAAGCGUGCGGAGCAUCCAGGGUCUGGCGAGAGAGACUACUAACUCUACUCAUUUAAGCUGAUGUGUCUGUCUUUGCUGUUGUGCUUUUGCAGCUGUCAGAGAAAGGGAAAUCCUUCAUAGACAUUCAGGGGUUGACUGCAUCCACCAUGGAGAUCCUGCUGGACUUUGUUUACACAGAGACAGUCCUGGUCACAGUGGAGAAUGUCCAGGAACUGCUUCCUGCUGCCUGUCUGCUGCAGCUCAAAGGUAAGUUGAGAAGGCUAAAAAUAAUGAGAACCCUUGGACUAUAUGCACUAUACUUUACAUCCACUGUAUUUACUCUGUGGAAUAAACUACCUGUAUGUCAGUUAAAUCUAAAUCUGCUCCUUUGUGAAAGGAAAUGCACACCCAUCAGCUCCCCUUAUCAGGUUUGUGCAAUAUGAUUGGCUAAUGUGUUACUAAUUUGAUAAUGUAGUUGAAACAUGAUGUUAAUUUAUGUCAACAAGUUUUUUAGCAAAUUAAAGAUCGCUCCGCCAUUUCCAGGUUGCAAAAAUUGUAAUAGUUCGCCUCAUUUCAGUUUAUGUGACAAAAACAAGCAAGUAUAGUGUAGAGAAUCAUUGUACCAUCUAAACCGCUGUGAAAUAUAAUUUCCAUAACCAAAAAUAUUGUAUUUUCAGCUGUUUGAAGCUAGUGUACAAAACCGAACGUGAAGAACGGGAAGCAUAGAAAUGGCACACAUAGAACAUAUCUACCGCUUCUUAGACUUGCUUUUAAUGAGAAUGACAGAUCUAUAACACACAUUUCUACGUGAAUUUUGUCAGGUUGCCGAAAAUGUUACAUAUUGCAGCUUUAAAUACUUCCACAUUAUUUGACAAAUGAACAUACUGUACUUCUUUGUAUUCCUCAGGAGUGAAAAGAGCAUGUUGUGACUUUCUGGAUAGUCAGCUUGAUCCCACAAACUGCCUGGGCAUUCGGGACUUUGCUGAGACCCACAAUUGCCUUGACCUGAUGCAGGCCGCUGAGCUCUUCUCUCAGAAGCACUUCCCUGAGGUGGUUCAACAUGAGGAGUUUAUGCUGCUCAGCCAGAACGAGGUUGAAAAACUAGUUAAAUGCGAUGAAAUCCAGGUAAACAAAGGAGGAUUUGGUGAGGUAUUAUACCUGUGUCCUAACGCUCUAAUUGGGAUAGUAAUGUUGUUGUUACAUUGUAGGCCUACAUUAGGUAGCCUUUGUAAAUGCAUAUUAAUGGAGUUGAAUGGUUUUUGUUAUUACACUAGUGUAAUAGGAAAAGUCCCUGUACCUCUUUUGUAAUUACAACUCAAUUUCUAUGCAAUUAAACUACAAUUACUGACGUACUAAGUAACAACAUGUUAAUACAAUGUUGUUACUAGUGUAAUUAUGAUGAUACUACAAAGCUAUGAGAGAAACUUGAUGUAAAGCGCUACGAAAGUGGAAUAGUAUUCUGAAUUUGUUUGUGAGCACACAGUCAUGCAGCCUCAGGUGCAUGUCUGAUCUCCAUUCGGGGUCAUCUUUGAAUGCGUCGGGGACACUUUUCACAAGUGUCAAAUUGUCCUUCAAAAACCUUAAGUGGAAAGGAAAGCUGCAAGUGUAGACCUGCAGUAAUCUGCCCCCUGUGCAGAUUUGCCUGGCUCUGAAAUUAUGGAGAAGACAAUCUGAUUUAAGUAUGCUUUUGUGCUCUGGAAAUUCCUGUCUUUAACCGCACAGCGCAUAUCUUUCUGUAUGAAAACAUAAUUGUAACCAUGGGACUUGAUUUAUAGUUUACCUAUUAAUUCAAAGUAUUUUUGCUUGUCACGAUUUUCGUGAUCAAAAUGUGUGUAAUAUACAGUGCAUUCGGAAAGUAUUCAGACCCCUUGACUUUUUCCACAUUUUGUUACAUUACAGCCUUAUUCUAAAAUUGGUCUACACACAAUGCCCCAUAAUGACAAAGCAAAAACAGGUUUUUAAUUUUUUAUUAACCAUUAUUAAUGGAAAUAUCACAUUUACAUAUGUAUUCAGACCCUUUACUCAGUACUUUGUUGAAGCACCUUUGGCAGCGAUUACAGCCUCAAGUCUUCUUGGGUAUGACGCUACAAGCUUGGCACACCUGUAUUUGGGGAGUUUCUCCCAUUCUUCUCUGCAGAUCCUCUCAAGCACUGUCAGGUUGGGUGGGGAGCGUUGCUGCACAGCUAUUUUCAGGUCUCUCCAGAGAUGUUCGAUCGGGUUCAAGUCGAAGCCACUCCUGCGUUGUCUUGGCUGUGUGCUUAGGGUCGUUGUCCUGUUGGAAGGUGAACCUUCACCCCAGUCUGAGGUCCUGAGCGCUCUGGAGCAGGUUUUCAUCAAGGAUCUCUCUGUACUUUGCUCCGUUCAUCUUUGCCUCGAUCCUGACUAAUCUCCCAGUCCCUGCCGCUGAAAAACAUCCCCACAGCAUGAUGCUGCCACCACCAUGCUUCACCGUAGGGAUGGUGCCAGGUUUCCUCCAGACGUGACGCUUGGCAUUCAGGCCAAAGAGUUCAAUCUUGGUUUCAUCAGACAGAGAAAAUCUUGUUUCUCAUGGUCUGAGAGUCUUUACGCGCCUUUUGGCAAACUCCAAGCGGGCUGUCACGUGCCUUUUACUGAGGAGUGGCUUCCGUCUGGCCACUCUACCAUAACAGCCUAAUUGGUGGAGUGCUGCAGAGAUGGUUGUCCUUCUGGAAGGUUCUCCCAUCUCCACAGAGGAACUCUAGAGCUCUGUCAGAGUGACCAUCGGGUUCUUGGUCACCUCCCUGACCAAGGCCCUUCUACCCAGAUUGCUCAGUUUGGCCGGGCGGCCAGCUCUAGGAAGAGUCUUGGUGGUUCCAAACUUCUUCCAUUUAAGAAUGAUGAAGACCACUGUGUUCUUGGGGACCUUCAAUGCUGCAUAAAUGUUUUGCUACCCUUCCCCAGAUCUGUGCCUCGACACAAUCCUGUCUCGGAGCUCAACAGACAAUUCCUUCGACCUCAAGGCUUGGUUUUUGCUCAGACGUGCACUGUCAACUGUGGGACCUUAUAUAGACAGGUGUGUGCCUUUCCAAAUCAUGUCCAAUCAAUUGAAUUUACCACAGGUGGACUCCAAUCAAGUUAUAGAAACAUCUCAAGGAUGAUCAAUGGAAACAGGAUGCACCUGAGCUCAAUUUCGAGUCUCAUUGCAAAGGGUCUUAAUACUUAUGUAAAUAGCAAAUGGUCUGAAUACUUAUGGAAAUAAGCUAUUUCUGUUUUUAAUAAAUUUGCAAACAUUUCUAAAAACCUUUUUUCGCUUUGUCAUUAUGGGGUAUUGUGUGUAGAACACUUUCCGAAGGCACUGUAGUUAGGAUUUUGUACAAAAACUUUCACCUGACCGGUAGCUUAGCAAGUAUGGAACAUUCAGGGAUGUGAGGGUAUGAGGUCGAAUCCCGUUGAAGGCAUACUGUUUUGAAAAUUGUUUUAUGUGAAACCACACUUUCUGCAUUGUUGUUCAAAUAUUUGUUAUAUGUACAUUUACAUUACAUUUUAGUAAUUUAGCAGACGCUCUUAUCCAGAGCGACUUACAGUUAGUGAGUGCAUACAUUUUCAUACUGCAAUCAAUGUAGUUAAGGUUCAAUGAAGGGAGUCAGUGUUCCAUCCAUCAUCACAGCUGGAGACUAAUAACCGCAUCUGAACCAAGGACAGGAGGCACCUUGGCAUUUAAAUGUAGUAUAGUAUAAGCUUCUGUCUUAAGCAUCCUAAAUAAUGCCAUAGAUUCAGUUUUUGAAAAAUAGUGAACUUGAAGGCAAAAAAGGGAAGCAUGAUAUAAGGUGUGAACCUGGUAUUCCAACUGAUUAUAGGCUACUAAAGCUAACGACUUACCGCUGCGCCACAGAGUUUUAAUGAAAACAGUGGAGAGAAAAUGGCUAUCUGAUAAUCACAUGCUGCUAUUUAUUGCUGAUCAGCAGAUGUCCCUAAUGUGCAUUGUGAACAGAUAAUGAAGCGCAGAGUAAUUAACAGUUUUUCGGCACAAUUUCAGAAAGCCUCAGUUUCCCUUCACUAUUAAUAACCAGAGUUAAACCAAAACCACGCCCAUCAUUAUCAUAUUUCCCAGAAUGCUCUAUUGCGGGUUGAUUUUUAGAAUUGUUUCAAUAUCUAUGUUUUGCAUGUACAUUGAUUGAUUAAUUAAUCUUAUGCCACUCAAAUAUAAAUAACAUAAAUGUUUCUAAACUUAUCCAAUCAUGUUUGGUUUUGUUGUCAAGGUGUGUGGUUGUCAAUACAUAUUGUCUCUAUUUGCAGGUGGACUCAGAGGAGCCUGUAUUUGAGGCAGUGUUGAAUUGGGUUAAACACAAUAGGAAAGAGAGGGAGACGUAUUUAUCAGAGAUGCUGGAGCAUGUGCGGAUGCCUUUGCUCACUCCGCGCUAUAUCACAGACGUUAUUGACUCAGAGGUGAGGCAGCUAGACCACACACUGUCACAUGAUGUAGGCAGUUUUCUUGUCUUAGCCCUCCCCAUAAUGGGUUUGUGUUAAUACAUCAACAGCCAGUUUCCUGUUAAUAAAUUAAGCCUAGUCCUGGCCUAAAAUCCACUUUCAAUGAAGAUUCUCCAUUGAGAAUGAUUUAUAGUGUGAGUCCGGAAAACAGGCCUCAAGUGUUGAGCAGAGGAAUAAACUUUUGUGGUGUUUUAUGUGUUAUUACUGUCUGGAUAAAGUACUGUAUAUGUUGUGACGUGUUCCAGCCCCUCAUUCGAUGCAGUCUUCCCUGUCGAGACCUUGUGGAUGAGGCCAAGAAAUUUCACCUUAGACCUGAGCUGAGGAGUGAGAUGCAGGGGCCACGCACCCAAGCCAGAUUAGGUACAGUACUGUCCUCCCUUUUUUGGGGUGCUUUUCUUGUCCUAAUAAUAGGGAUACAAGACAAGCUUAGUGGGAGUUGCCAUCUUGUUAUUGAUGUGAAAAAGUGAUUCACUGUUGCUCUUUCAAGGUGCCAAGGAGGUCCUGCUGGUUAUUGGAGGAUUCGGCAGCCAACAAUCCCCUAUAGAUAUUGUUGAGAAGUAUGAUCCUAAAACUCAGGAGUGGAGCUUUUUACCUGUAAGUGGCAUUUAUUUUAUUACACAUGUUGUCUCUAUUCUCUGAUCAUGGUUAGCUUAUCCCAAGCAUAUUUUUACAGAACAUUGCUCGGAAAAGGCGUUAUGUGGCUACCGUGUCCCUCAAUGACCGCGUGUAUGUGAUUGGCGGCUACGAUGGUCGAUCACGGCUUAGCUCGGUGGAGUGCUUGGACUACACGGCAGACGAGGAUGGUGUCUGGUACAACGUCGCCACUAUGAAUGUACGGCGUGGCCUUGCCGGGGCGACAACACUCGGAGGUAGAGGAUCUUCUCUGAUUGACAGUCCUCAUUGUCAUGGGGUUUACAAAAACAAAUAGCACUGAAGUGAGUGACUGUCCUCAGGUGUUACAAAACCUGUAAGUGUUUUCUAAUGCAGACAUUCAAAAAGUUGUUGGAACAUUUCCUAACAUAUCUUUUCUCACUUUUCUGCCAACAGAUAUGAUCUAUGUUGCUGGAGGCUUUGACGGUAGUCGCCGUCACACCAGCAUGGAACGAUAUGACCCCAAUAUUGACCAGUGGAGCAUGCUGGGGGACAUGCAGACAGCCAGGGAAGGAGCUGGCCUGGUGGUGGCUAGUGGACUCAUAUACUGUCUAGGUGGGUAUUAAAGAUGUUUGAUUUAAGUUUGUAAUGGUGUUGGUGUAUAAAUAUUUAAAAUAUCACCUGUUUUUCCCCUGACCUUAGUAAGGAUAUACAGUGGGGAAAAAAAGUAUUUAGUCAGCCACCAAUUGUGCAAGUUCUCCCACUUAAAAAGAUGAGAGAGGCCUGUAAUUUUCAUCAUAGGUACACGUCAACUAUGACAGACAAAAUGAGGAAAGAAAAUCCAGAAAAUCACAUUGUAGGAUUUUUUAUGAAUUUAUUUGCAAAUUAUGGUGGAAAAUAAGUAUUUGGUCAAUAACAAAAGUUUCUCAAUACUUUGUUAUAUACCCUUUGUUGGCAAUGACACAGGUCAAACAUUUUCUGUAAGUCUUCACAAGGUUUUCACACACUGUUGCUGGUAUUUUGGCCCAUUCCUCCAUGCAGAUCUCCUCUAGAGCAGUGAUGUUUUGGGGCUGUCGCUGGGCAACACGGACUUUCAACUCCCUCCAAAGAUUUUCUAUGGGGUUGAGAUCUGGAGACUGGCUAGGCCACUCCAGGACCUUGAAAUGCUUCUUGCGAAGCCACUCCUUCGUUGCCCGGGCGGUGUGUUUGGGAUCAUUGUCAUGCUGAAAGACCCAGCCACGUUUCAUCUUCAAUGCCCUUGCUGAUGGAAGGAGGUUUUCACUCAAAAUCACACGAUACAUGGCCCCAUUCAUUCUUUCCUUUACACGGAUCAGUCGUUCUGGUCCCUUUGCAGAAAAACAGCCCCAAAGCAUGAUGUUUCCACCCCCAUGCUUCACAGUAGGUAUGGUGUUCUUUGGAUGCAACUCAGCAUUCUUUGUCCUCCAAACACGACAAGUUCUAUUUUGGUUUCAUCUGACCAUAUGACAUAUGACAUUCUCCCAAUCCUCUUCUGGAUCAUCCAAAUGCACUCUAGUAAACUUCAGACGGGCCUGGACAUGUACUGGCUUAAGCAGGGGGACACGUCUGGCACUGCAGGAUUUGUGUCCCUGGCGGCGUAGUGUGUUACUGAUGGUAGGCUUUGUUACUUUGGUCCCAGCUCUCUGCAGGUCAUUCACUAGGUCCCCCCGUGUGGUUCUGGGAUUUUUGCUCACCGUUCUUGUGAUCAUUUUGACCCCACGGGGUGAGAUUUUGCGUGGAGCCCCAGAUCGAGGGAGAUUAUCAGUGGUCUUGUAUGUCUUCCAUUUCCUAAUAAUUGCUCCCACAGUUGAUUUCUUCAAACCAAGCUGCUUACCUAUUGCAGAUUCAGUCUUCCCAGCCUGGUGCAGGUCUACAAUUUUGUUUCUGGUGUCCUUUGACAGCUCUUUGGUCUUGGCCAUAGUGGAGUUUGGAGUGUGACUGUUUGAGGUUGUGGACAGGUGUCUUUUAUACUGAUAACAAGUUCAAACAGGUGACAUUAAUACAGGUAACGAGUGGAGGACAGAGGAGCCUCUUAAAGAAGAAGUUACAGGUCUGUGAGAGCCAGAAAUCUUGCUUGUUUGUAGGUGACCAAAUACUUAUUUUCCACCAUAAUUUGCAAAUAAAUUCAUAAAAAAUCCUACAAUGUGAUUUUCUCAAUGUUUUUUCCUCAAUUUGUCUGUCAUAGUUGACGUGUACCUAUGAUGAAAAUUACAGGCCUCUCUCAUCUUUUUAAGUGGGAGAACUUGCACAAUUGGUGGCUGACUAAAUACUUUUUUUCCCCACUGUAUGUCAUUUGUUGCAGGUGGGUACGACGGAUUGAAUAUCCUAAAUUCAGUGGAACGGUAUGACCCUCACACAGGACACUGGACGAAUGUUACCCCCAUGGCCACUAAACGCUCAGGUCAGUACUCCAGUAGGACAAUAUAAUAGUAUCAGGGCAGUAUAUAGAUUAUAUACAGUAUGGCUCUCUCUACAUAUGGCUAUGGUUAGUAUAUCUGAAGGGCCUAUAAUCUUUGUUGCAGGGGCUGGUGUCGCCUUGCUCAACGACCACAUCUAUGUGGUGGGAGGCUUCGAUGGAACAGCGCACCUUGACUCCGUGGAGGUUUACAACAUUAGGACAGACUAUUGGACCACGGUAGCCAGUAUGACCACUCCGCGCUGCUAUGUUGGAGCUACCGUCCUCCGGGGACGACUCUACGCCAUAGCUGGGUAAGCCUAAACAUCCCAACCCUUCUCCGACUUUAAUAUAUUUUAAAUAUUUUAAACGAGUGGAAAUUCACUGUCCCUUCAUAUGUUUAUUGCUUUUAAUGACAGACAGAUGAGAAACAGGUGAAGAGGAGAUACAGAGUCAAGGGAGGACACAGGGAUUGAACCCGGGUCUCCGGCUGGGAGUUGUACAUGUGCAUAGAGCCAGGAGUGUUACCACUCAACCACGGCUCUGUGCCCAACUUCAGUAUUGACAGAGAUAUAGAUGCAUUUUGGUUGGGAUUAUUCAUAUAAAUUAUGUAUGACAACUCUUUUAAUUGAUUUAUAUUAUUCUUGCUUAGAUAACAUUGUAAUAUCUGAAUCAUAAAAGCAACCUCCCCUUAUGGUCCAGUCUUCGAUUAUGAGGAUGUGACUGAAUCAGCCAUAUGAUGUUGUUCAUCCUCCCCUGUGCUCUUUUUCCCUCUCUCCAGGUAUGAUGGAAACUCCCUUCUGAGCAGUAUUGAGUGUUACGACCCAGUUAUUGACAGCUGGGAGGUGGUCACCUCCAUGGCCACACAGCGCUGCGAUGCAGGAGUGUGUGUCCUGCGAGAGAAGUGA
This is a messenger RNA of Coregonus sp. 'balchen', 9310 nucleotides long. The record is from the annotation of a GenBank genome assembly. Lineage: Eukaryota; Metazoa; Chordata; Actinopteri; Salmoniformes; Salmonidae.